This is a messenger RNA of Orbicella faveolata, 1471 nucleotides long. RefSeq lists its product as uncharacterized. NCBI's taxonomy places the organism in Eukaryota, Metazoa, Cnidaria, Anthozoa, Scleractinia, Merulinidae. Gene Ontology annotation, cellular component: cytoplasm. The record is from RefSeq and is a predicted model, not a curated record.
UCCCACAUGCCCUGCCAACAUGUGUACUCAAAAAGUAAUUAUACGGCCACAUUGUAUUCUAAUGCCUGACAACCGAGUCGGUCUGACAUAGCAACACAAAUUCAGCUGUUUCGUGUUCGUCAAAACACUUACGUUUCAUUUUAAUGCCCAAUGUUUUUCUCAAGCAGCAUUUUGAAGCCUUGAGGUAAUUCACUGAAGGAAGCAAGCAAAGAUUUAAACACUGGAAAAAACGUGAAGCCUUUCACAAUCUACGCUGCACAAAAUAACUCAAGUUUGCAAAUUAACAUCCCGGCAUCACACAGCAGAUCAUUGUUUUCUCCGCGUAGUUUUGCAAUGAGAAGUUUGACGACAUCAAGCGCGAUAUCUUCCAGUUCACAGGAUGCCUUUUGUCCAGUCCCAUCUGCAUUUAUGUCGACUUACAACAAGGAAUACACGGGUACUUUUGGACCUCCAGCCCCAGAUGCAAGAGUACGAACAUCGCGAUUCUACCCACCGGGACAACCAGCGGUUGACUCCACAUACAGGACUCAUUUUCUAAGUCACCAGGGGCAACCUAGCAUAAGAGUGCCAUUUGGCACCUCCUCUGGAAGCCGGAAUAACAACCCCCAUCCUCACAACAUGGAACAGGUGUUCGGCCAUCCGAGCAAGGGCUAUUUUGUAUGGUCCCAUUACCAAAAGCUGCCCCCACUGAGCCGUGCCGUGCAUCCACCAGGAGUUUCUUCCAGUUCUGAGCUCCUGAAGAAAGUGUGCCGGGACAAAACUCGGUCCAUUUACCAACAGGAUUAUGUUCCUCCCGUUCAAGAUGUGCCCUCCCAAAGAAGCGGCCAUGGAGACUGGGAACUAGACUUGCAAAGAUAACAGACUGAAGUAUUCACAGAACUAUUCACAACUUUUUAAUCGGAAAUUUAGAAAAUGUUGUGUAAAAAGGAGACAUAUUAAGCAAAUAUGAACGUAAUGAAAAUCAGAGCAAUCCAUUGUGCCAUGUCAACGAUAAUUGUGAAUUCACUACAGCCUGCAGAUAAAUAAUUAUAUUUGACUUUUCAAUUCAAGUUAUGAAAAAGAUUGAAAGUAACCCGCGAAGGUGGCCCUGAGCCCAGAGCCUGUCCUAAUUACCCAGAAAACAAUGCGAGAUUGGAGUACCUAUUAUUGCCACUGUGAGUGUUCGAAAGACUAGACCAUGAAAAGCUACAUUCUUGUCUUGCUAUGUAGGCAAUCUUUCUCUCAACGGAUAAACAAAUUUCAGGAAUGGGAAUUUUCACACAUUUUUAUCAAAAACACGCCAUGUUUGAAUCUGCUAAAUUCAAAAUGGCGGUGAAUUAGACCGGGAUUUCUGAUGUAAAUAAGACUGAGUAAGUAAACACACAAAGUGAAACACUCUUUUAGAGUGUUGGUAAUCAAGUACUUUUGUGUGCGAGAAUACAUUAUUGAAUGCUCUGACUACUGAAAUAAAAGCUCGUGUUGAAACCAAAAA